ACUAAAUGUCCACCGCGUUUAGAAGUCUAAUGUGUUCUUGACACGAAACAUAAUAAUAAUAAGUGGUAUUUUGGAAAUGGAACCCCGUGUGAAUUACCCCUUAUGAUAGUGGUGUGAACAAUCAAAAAACAUAAAGGUGCACUGAACAAGGCGAACAUUUAAGAGAGAACAACGUGCCUUAUAACCAUCUUCCACGCUUAGAAUAUAUUUACCUGUUGAUACUGAUUUAUUUCUGUCCAUUGAAAUUUCAAGUCCAAAGUGAAGCGUCCAUUCACCAAACUUAGGUCCCAUUAUCUGUCCAAAGAAUAGCCUAAUUUAGCAUAUUAUACAAUUGUUGACAACAAUUAAUUGCAAAGUGAAAUGAAAAUAGUAUGAUAUUGGAAGAAUUAUUGCAUUAGAAGGCAAGUGCAGUAGUGUGGAUGGUGUUGCAAGCAGAAUGUCUGUGUGGGUGGGAAGUGGCGCAGGCGGCGACAUGCGCGCGCCGCCCGCCGCCACUAUCCUCUCGACCAACACCUCCAUGGAGUCCGGGAUUGAGGCCGGAGUGCUGCCGACAGUCACGGGGUCCCUCGCCUCGGCUAGAGACUCCCUCGGAUCCAUAUCCCGGGCAGCAGAACCACUCUACGACACAGAUCAUACGGACCUUGGCUCGGAAUUGGACGAGGCGGAAAUACGGCGGGAGUUGAUGCACGAUAAAUGGCGCCUGCUGUUUGAUAGAUUCGACCCAGAAGGUUUUGGAGAGAUCCCGUGGCCUGAUUUCUUACAAACUCUUCAACAUCCCGACUUUAUAGCACAGGUGCCGCCCCACAAACGUGAAAUCCUCCUGGACAAAGCACAGAGCGCAACAAGCAACGCGAUUACGUUUCAAGAGUUCGUCAAUGUGAUGAGCGGCAAGCGCACACGCAGCUAUAGAUGCGCAGUACACCACCGCGACCGUGAGGUCAGUUCCGAGAACGACUUCCAUCUGCUCCUAGAGGAUCCCACGUUAUUCGCCAGAAUGGUGCACCUAGUAGCAAUGGAGAUGCUCCCGGAGGAGCGGGAUCGCAAGUACUACCAGGAACGGUAUACUUGUUGCCCUCCGCCCUUCUUCAUCAUCUGUGUCACGCUGUUAGAGCUGGGCGUAUUUGCGUGGUACGCGUGGGGCUCGGGCGGCGUGGCGGCGGCGGCCGGGCCAGUACCGGUGGACUCGCCGCUCGUAUACCGCUCCGACCGGCGCCGCGAGCUCUGGCGGUUCCUCACCUAUAGCGUCGUGCACGCUGGCUGGCUGCACCUCGCUUUCAAUCUCCUCGUCCAACUUGCGGUGGGGCUGCCGUUAGAGAUGGUGCACGGCGCGGCGCGGUGCGCGGCGGUGUACCUGGCGGGCGUGCUGGGCGGCUCGCUGGCGGCGUCCGUGCUGGACCCCGACGUGUGCCUGGCCGGCGCCUCGGGCGGCGUCUACGCGCUGCUGGCCGCGCACCUCGCCAACGCGCUGCUCAACUUCCACACCAUGCGCUACGGCGCCGUGAGGCUCGUCGCCGCGCUCGCCGUCGCGUCCUGCGACGUGGGCUUCGCCGUCCACGCUAGAUAUACUAAGGAAGCGCCGCCGGUGUCGUACGCGGCGCACGUGGCGGGCGCGCUGGCGGGGCUGACGAUCGGUCUGCUGGUGCUGAAGCACGCGCAGGCGCGGCUGUGGGAGCGCCUGCUCUGGUGGGCGGCGCUGGGCGCGUGGGCGGCCUGCACUCUGUUCGCGGUGCUGUACAACGUGUUCAGCGCGCCCGUGGACGAGCUGCACUACCUGCCGCCGGACCCGCCGCCCGACCCCGGCUUCUGACGCAGCUCUCCUCUGACCGACCGCAGGCUUUGACUCCGACGCCGACCCACAUCUGAUCCAUUUAUACUUCUGUCCUACUUCCGAGGUCGAAGCCUAAGCCUCAGUUCGCGGCCAGUGCGGUCCACUCACAACGCGCCUAGUCAAUUUACCUUAGUGUGAUUUGCUAUAAGUAGUAUUAUAUUCGAGGAGGUCCCGGUGCCUGAAUGUCAGUAUCUAUACGUUUCGUAUUGUGCUUAUCGAGUCAUUUCUAUGUUCUGUUGAGAUUAUUUUGUCCAUUUUCGUAAUUUCGUUUUACAAUGGCCUCCUCGUGAUACUUAAUUGUUAAGUAGUCUUAAUUGUAUUGAAUAGGUGAACUAUUUUUGUACCUACUAUCAGCGUCCGUAGUGUAUAGAAGAAGGCGUUACCGCGACACAACAAUUUAAUGUUCCCGAGAGGGCUGAUCGACUUUACUAAAUGCAGUACCACGUAAUUUAUUCACAAUCACAGUAGUUGUAUGAGCCACGCUACAUUUAGUAAAGCCAUUCAGCGUAGUUAUGCCCAACACACCAAAGAUUAGGAUAAACAGCGUCCAUGCUAGAGUAGUGGAAGGUUCCUUACUCUCUCCUUGUUUCAAAUUUGAUUAAAUAUGAAUACACAGAUUUUAUUAAAUUGCUCACUGUUAAACAAAUACUAUAAGUAUGCCUCAGUAACAGAUUCUAACGUGAAUAAUUAUUGUUAUUUAAGUAUUUGUGUAAAUUGCUCAAUUGCAAUGAUUAUUUUAAUCAGAAAUGAUUAUAUGCUCAAAAGUGAGUUGUUUUUUUUAUUUUAUUGGAUCAAUUAUUUGCUGGUAUAUUAUCGUAAUAAUAUUGUUUAUUGUGAUUUCGUCCAGUUGCAUUCGUCACUCGCAUUCGUCCUGUUCUCUAAUUACGAUCCAACGAUAAACUAGUUUCUC
Spodoptera litura is the source of this 2738-nucleotide messenger RNA. It is a transcript of the gene stet, whose product is annotated as stem cell tumor. Lineage: Eukaryota; Metazoa; Arthropoda; Insecta; Lepidoptera; Noctuidae. Gene Ontology annotation, cellular component: membrane. The record is from RefSeq and is a predicted model, not a curated record. Gene Ontology annotation, molecular function: serine-type endopeptidase activity.